Aspergillus aculeatus ATCC 16872 is the source of this 864-nucleotide messenger RNA. Its product is annotated as LUC7 domain-containing protein. The coding region runs from base 1 to 864 and encodes 287 amino acids. The record is from RefSeq and is a predicted model, not a curated record. Gene Ontology annotation, biological process: mRNA splice site recognition. Gene Ontology annotation, cellular component: U1 snRNP; U2-type prespliceosome. Gene Ontology annotation, molecular function: mRNA binding. Lineage: Eukaryota; Fungi; Ascomycota; Eurotiomycetes; Eurotiales; Aspergillaceae. The transcript is spliced from 3 exons.
AUGGCUGCGGAACAAAGAAAGCUGCUUGAGCAGCUCAUGGGAGCGGAUCAACUCGUCGGCACAGGAGCGCAAUCCCGCAAUGCGCAACUCGCCAUCACCGACCCGAAAGUCUGCCGUUCCUACCUCGUCGGCACCUGCCCCCACGACCUUUUCACCAACACCAAACAAGACCUGGGCCAGUGCCCGAAAGUGCACAGCGAAGGACUGAAGACGGAAUACGAGGCCGCCUCGGCCGCGGACAAGGCCAAGUGGGGGUUCGACUAUGAUUACAUGCGCGACAUGCAGAAGUACAUCGACGACUGUGACCGACGCAUUGACUCGGCGCAGCGACGGUUGGAGAAGACCCCGGAUGAGAUCCGUCAGACGAAUAACCUGCUAAAACAAAUCGCCGACCUCGCCAACACCAUCAACUCGGGUCUGCUGGAGAUCUCCGUUUUGGGCGAGACGGGCGCCGUGGCGCAGGCCCUGAACGAACUGCACAAGAUCCGCACCGCCAAGCACCAGAAGGAGACGUGCGAGCGCGACCUCAAGAACCUCCAGGACACCUCGGGCCCCUCGGGCCACCAGAAGCUGCAGGUCUGCGAUGUCUGCGGCGCGUACCUGAGUCGCCUCGACAACGACCGCCGCCUGGCCGAUCACUUCUUCGGCAAGAUGCACAUGGGAUACUCGGACAUGCGCAAGACCUUCAAGCGACUCAGCGAGGAGCUCAAGGGCCGACCCCCGCCGGUCCGACACCACGAUGACGAGGACGAUCGUGAUCGGGGCUGGGGCGGUGGUCGCUCCGGGGGCGGUGGCCGCGGGCCUCGCUAUGGUGGUGGCGGCGGCGGCGGUGGUGGGUACAAAAAGCGUGGUCCUCGGUGGUGA